AUGCCAACCUUAGAUGAUAUUCUAGAGCACAUUGGAGAGUUUGACUUGUACCAGAAAAGGGCAUUUUUUAUCCUGUGUUUGCUCUCUGCUGCCUUCACACCCAUCUAUGUUGGUAUCGUUUUCUUAGGUUUUACUCCUGAGCACCGUUGCCGGGCUCCUGGGCUCCCUGAAUUAAGAGCCAGAUGUGGCUGGAGCCUUGAAGAGGAGCUGAAUUAUACCCUUCCAAAGAAAGAACCCUAUGGAGAUGCUUUCAUUAGUCAGUGCCAGAGAUACAAUGUGGACUGGAAUAUAUCUGGGCUCAACUGCACAAAUCCAAUUAAUUUUUUCACUGCUCACAGCAACCUCAGCAACAUUCCUGUUGUUGCAUGCCAAGAUGGUUGGCUUUAUGAUUUCCAAGGUUCAUCCAUUGUGAGUGAGUUUAACCUGGUGUGCAAAGAUGCCUGGAAACUGGAUCUAUUUCAGUCAUGUGUGAAUGUGGGCUUUUUUCUUGGUUGCAUAAGCAUCGGAUACCUGGCAGACAGGUAUGGCCGAAAACGGUGCUUAUUAAUUACCAUCCUAAUAAAUUCCAUCUCCGGUGUUCUUGUGGCCGUUGUCCCUAGCUACACAUGGGUAGUGGUUUUUCGCUUGAUACAAGGAUUGGUCAGCAAAGGAGGCUGGUUAACAGGAUAUAUCCUGAUUGCAGAGUUUGUUGGCCUGAACUAUCGAAGAACGGUUGGUAUAGUUUAUCAAGUGGCCUUCAGUGUUGGACUCCUUGUCCUUGCUGCUGUUGCUUAUGGAAUUCCCCACUGGAGAUGGCUUCAACUUGCUGUCACAUUGCCAAAUUUCUUCUUCUUACUCUAUUACUGGUGUCUUCCAGAAUCCCCAAGAUGGUUGAUAGCCCAGCAGGAAGAUGACAAAGCCCUGAAAAUUAUUAAACGUAUUGCAAAGGGGAACCAAAAGAAGCUGCCGCCAUCCAUGGAGAAACUUCAGCCUGAAGAAGAAAGAAGUGAUAAGCCUACCCCUUCCUUUUUGGACCUGGUGAGAACGCCACAGAUAAGGAAACAUACAUUAAUCUUAAUGUACACUUGGUUUACCAGUGCUGCAGUGUAUCAGGGCCUCAUCAUGCAUCUAGGGAUUGGUGGAGACAACAUUUAUCUGGACUUUUUUUACUCUGCUCUUGUGGAAUUCCCUGCCGCCCUCAUACUGAUACUCACGGUGGACCGCAUAGGCCGCCGCUUUCCCUGGGCUGUGGCAAAUUUUAUGACAGGAAUCGCCUGCCUCGUUACUGCCUUAGUUCCCGAAGAUCUCUAUUGGCUGAAAAUGACUGCAGCUUGCUUGGGCAGGCUGGGUAUUACAAUGUGCUAUGAAAUGAUUUGCUUAGUCAAUGCAGAAUUAUACCCAACAUUCCUCAGGAAUCUGGGGGUUCUUGUCUGCUCUUCCAUGAGUGAUAUUGGGGGGAUCAUAACUCCAUUCAUUGUCUAUAGACUGGCAAAUAUUUGGCAUGAACUUCCACUUGUUGUCUUCGCUGCCAUCGGCCUUGUGAGUGGUGGUUUGGUUCUGCUCUUACCUGAAACCAAAGGGAAACCUUUACCUGAGACUAUUGACGAUGCUGAAAAUCUGCACAGACCAGGAAGGCCCAAAGAAAAAAUUAUUUAUCUUCAUGUGCAAAACUCAGAUGUGACAACUUACUGAAGACAGCUGUGUUCCCCACAGUUUCUCAUUGAAGCACACGGAGUGCAUAAGGAGUGAAAACCAAAAGGGUGGAUACAAGCAUAACCCUUCAUGAGGGCUCUGAAUUCUUUGAACUUUCAGUAUUCUCUGCUUGUUUCCAGUCAUGACUGUGACAUGUUCCAGAGAAUUCUGUGGUCCUGGUGAACAUUUUAAAGUCUUCCCCAGGGUGGUCCCCUCCAGCUAUGUAAUCUACCUGGAAAUUCUGUAAGAUGUAGUGAGUUUCUCAGAUUGGAGGAAGACAUGCUGUAGACAGUGCCUCCUCAUAGCCUAAAAUGCAGCAUGCAAAUUAUGGCCUUCAUAUAUAAGCCCCAUUGAGUCUAAUAAUCCAUAUGACUUUGUUGAUGAAACUGCAGUCUUAAGGAUCCAUACAUGAAGAUACACCUCAUUCAGAUAAAUGGGAGGUACUUUUGUGUAACAUAAUGUAAAUUAUGAUAGAGAAAUUGACAUUGUCAGAAAGCUUGAUUUUACCCUGUACCUUAUUUUUCCUUAACUUUCAUUCUGUUUCAUUUAUCAACUGUGAAGUUUCCUGUUUUCCACACAAAACUGUACAUGCAUUUUCAUGAACAUUUCUUCUAAUACACAGUGCUGUUAACAG
This is a messenger RNA of Python bivittatus (Burmese python), 2305 nucleotides long. Its product is annotated as solute carrier family 22 member 2. Gene Ontology annotation, cellular component: membrane. NCBI's taxonomy places the organism in Eukaryota, Metazoa, Chordata, Lepidosauria, Squamata, Pythonidae. Gene Ontology annotation, biological process: transmembrane transport. Gene Ontology annotation, molecular function: transmembrane transporter activity. The record is from RefSeq and is a predicted model, not a curated record.